This is a messenger RNA of Mytilus californianus (California mussel), 1533 nucleotides long. RefSeq lists its product as uncharacterized. The transcript has 4 exons. The coding region runs from base 321 to 761 and encodes 146 amino acids. NCBI's taxonomy places the organism in Eukaryota, Metazoa, Mollusca, Bivalvia, Mytilida, Mytilidae. The record is from RefSeq and is a predicted model, not a curated record.
ACUGAAAAUACUACAGGUGUUAUUCUUCUUCUUCUUAGAUAUAGUAGUUAAACUCAAUAAUGAGUACUCAAUACUUGUGCGUUACGUAGGUGUUGGUAAUGUCUAUUUACAAUAAAAGAUCAAGGAUCAAAAAAGAAAAUACGGUGCAUGCUGUACAGUUGGUGCAGGAUAAAAACAUUCCAUCAUCUAGGUAACCAGUGUCUUGAAAGCUUCGAUAGUGGGAGCUUUCACUGUCGAUUCCGGUAAUUUAUUCCAGGCUAUUACUGUUCUUGGAAAGAAUGAGAAUUUGUAGUAAUCAUGUCUUGGGCUGAAGAUGGUGUAUGCCAUGGUAUUGUAGUGUCUUGAUGUUCUAUUUAGUGGAAUUAGAUUGCUGUAAGUCUGAUGAGUGUUCUGACGGCCGCAAUUGUUCUGACGAAAACACUGAAGAUAACGAGAGCACUUUCUCUUCUGGAGAAUUUGCUGGGAUAAUAGCAGGCAGUAUUGUUGGCGUGUGUCUGUUUUUGAUUUUUGUUAUCUGUAUUUGUAAUGCAAUAAGGAGAAAUACUUCAACUGAACAAGAAAAUUAUCAAGAUAAACCAACAGUGUCAUCAGUGUCACAUAUUAGUAAUGGAAAUACAACAGAAACUCCAAGGCCAAUACAAGAAAAUGGGGGCUAUAUAAAUACCGGAUUUAUCAUGGAACCCACGGCACCACCGUACACUGAUUUAAGUUCUGCUCCACCUUCCUAUGAUGACGUCGUUAAUGGAGAAUUUUGUAAAUAAGCGUCUAAUGAGUGGACACAUACUUCCUGUUAGGAAGUUAUAACCGAUGACAAAAGUCGAUAUCAUCAUAUAUAAAUAAGAACAUCAUAUAAAAAUGCAAUUCGAUAUGCUAGACACUACCAUCUAGUAUUACUUGCCACCAGGCAUAGACAACACGCAUGUGCCACUAAGUCUACUGCACAUCCGUCAGCAGAGUGGACAUUUAACGCACGACGUACAUUAGAUUAUCACCCUGGCUUCCGUCUUAAACAUGAUUUCGGUGUAGAGAGUGCAAGCUCUAGAAUAUUUAUGUUAUAGAUGAUCACAAUAUCUAGUAUAAUCAACAUAAAAACAUUACACUGAGCAUUAGGAAAUACAAAGGCUAAGGCACGUAUAGGCUAAAGAUCAUUAAAUAAACUGCUUCUCGGAAUACUUGAUAUCAUAUCCGGAUACCUCGUUAUUGGAGGAGAAAUUACAUUGAAGUUAAUUGUCUUAUUAAGAACUGUUUUUUUCAUAGUAUGCUCUAUUAUCAUUUUAACAUAGGUAGGCAUUACAUUUGUCAUUAUCUUUACAUCGAGCGUAAGCGAGCUUAAACAUGUGUACACUUAAAAUGCUUUCCCCGUGUUUAACUGAGCAUAAAGCAUGACAUGACAUAAUUAUUUCGAUUCUAAUAUGAUGAAUCAGAACAUUUUUGCUUCGAAGCGGACAUAAAUCACGUUUAUUAGAAAGGUAUCUUAUUUUGAUUUGACGAAGCAAAAACAAUCUAGAAAUAAAAAUGUGUAAAAUUUUAAAA